This is a messenger RNA of Styela clava, 1498 nucleotides long. Its product is annotated as galactosylceramide sulfotransferase-like. Gene Ontology annotation, cellular component: membrane. The record is from RefSeq and is a predicted model, not a curated record. NCBI's taxonomy places the organism in Eukaryota, Metazoa, Chordata, Ascidiacea, Stolidobranchia, Styelidae. Gene Ontology annotation, molecular function: galactosylceramide sulfotransferase activity. Gene Ontology annotation, biological process: glycolipid biosynthetic process.
CAAUUAAUGAGUUUAAUAAAAUGAAAAAGACGGCAACUAAGUUUCUGAUAUACGUUGCUAUUAUAAGCAUAUUGCUUACUUCCAUGUUAGUGAUGCACAACAUUCAAAUAAGCAAAAUAAUCGGAGUGAAAUUGCCGAAUAUUGAAAAAAGCGUUUUUUUGUCGAAAUCUCGAGUUAAAACCAGCACAAAGGAAGAAGCACAAACAGAGGCAAUUGUAAAAAAUGAUUGCGUACCAUCGCGAUCUCUAGUUUAUGUAAAAACGCACAAAACGGGGAGUAGUACACUGAGGGCAAUACUCGCGAGACACAAAAGAAGAUAUGAACUCAGUAAUCAGACACAAGUUAUGACAUUCCCAGCACCAUUUUUCGGUGGAUAUCCAGGAAGAUUUCUUCAGAAUUUGACAGUUAUUCCUUCUUCAAAUCUAUCAAAAAUUGAUGUGCCGCCAGAUUACUUACUUGGCCAUUUUCGCUUCGAUGAGGAAGAAGUUCGGUCGUUAAUGAAUCCAAAUGCUAAAUACAUUACAAUUCUUCGAAACCCGCUUAAAGCAUUCGAGUCCUCGUUUCACUACUAUUACGGAAAGCAUACUGAAAAAUCUGUGAAAAAUUUACAGGCGGUGACGUGUCAUCCUGAACCAUACCUACAAGUUGCGAAGAAGUAUGAAGUUAGUUAUCCUGACUACCUAGCGAUGGCAGAAAAUUCCUUGCACGAAUCGAUUGCCUGGUAUUUCAGAAGCCGCAAUUACCAAUCAUUUGAUCUCGGACUUGAUCCUACAAUCAACGGAAAAGAUUAUGUUCUCAGCAUGGCAAAGAAGUUGGAUGCCGUUUUUGACUUGGUUCUCAUCACAGAUCAUCUCCUGGAGUCCUUGAUACUGAUGAAGGAAGUAUUAUGUAUGUCAUGGGAAGACAUUGUUCCACCAACAAGGAAUAAAGGAACUUACGAAUCACAUACUUAUUCUGUCAAAGAAAAACAGAUUGCCAGCAGACUCAAUAAUCAGGAUCUCGUUUUGUACGACUAUUUCAAUGCUACGCUAUGGAAAAAGAUUGAUUCUUACGGUAGGAAACGGAUGGAAGACGACGUGAAUACACUGAAAGAAUAUAUAAAACAAGCUAAUACGCGCAAAGAUGAUAACAAGAAAAAGCGACACAGAAGAAGCACUCAAACUAUCAAUAAGAAUGAACAAGAUGCAAAUAAGAGACAUUAUGCAACUGCUACAGACGCUUUAAUAUCAUCAAUACUUAAGAAAAGGGGACACAAUUCGGUUAAUAUAAAUAAGAUUCGGGAAAUUGCUAUUCACAUGUCAAAGAAUUCAGGAUGGUGCCCGCCUAGCCCAGGUCGAUUAUCGUUGGAUUAGAAAUAUCUAUCUAUCUAUCUAUAGGCUACGUAAGCAUCUCAUUUAAUCACUCUCAGGCGACUUGAAAGUUCAAAUAUAUAUAUAUAUAUAUAUGUGUGUGUGUGUAAUUGUCGUUUACCGUUUUCAGUAACUAAUUUAUUCUGACA